UCGAGUUCUCAUCAUAAAACAACAAAAUUAGUUUUUCAUCGAUAGUUUUGAUUCUUAUUCAAGUUUUAACUUUGCCAAAAUCAACGUAAUUGAUUAAAAGAACUUCAGGCCGAAAUCAACGAUGAGCAACAAGGUAUUUAAAAUAAAAAACCGCUUGCAAAUCAAUUCCGACGAAUUUUACCUCGAUCCGAAUUCGGCCGAUGUGAAUUUUGUGUUUGGUAUUGGAACUGAUCACGUUGAAUAUGUCCCAGCUCAUCGAAUCAUUCUGUCUGUCGGAAGCUCUGUGUUCGAUACCAUGUUCAAUGGUUCAUUACCCGAAAAAAGUGACAUCUCAAUCGGCGAUACAUCUGCUGCGGUGUUCAAGGAAUUCCUGCAACUUUUCUAUUUGAACAAAGUGCAACUCUCACCCGAACACAUCGCCGACGUUAUCAAUUUGUGCAAGAUGUACGAGAUGGCCGAAGCGUUGAAAAUUUGUGAGGCUGCAUUGCAAAGUUUACUUAUCAUCGAUGACAUGUGCUUUGGCUAUGCAUUGGCCAUUCUAUACGAUCUAACCAGCACGAUUGAAUUCUGCGAGCAAGAGAUCGUACAAAAUGCCAGAAAGAUUUUUUGUUCUGCCAGUUUUUUGGAAUGCAAUCGCAACAUGGUGGACAGAAUCAUUCAGUUGGUGAAAACGAAACUGGAAUUGCUGAUCGGUCUCGAUUUGGUCAUCGCCGAAGCAUACAUGGACUGGGCUAAAGCUGAAUGUGGACGCAAAAAUCUGGAAGAAACUCUAGCAAAUCUCAAAGCUCAACUGGGACCAUCAUUUAGCUAUAGCAUGUUAUAACACUCCAUUUGCUAAAUUGACAAAGGAACAAUUCAUACAAUUUACUGCUGUCUAUAAAGGUUUUUUGAGCGAGUCAGAAGAGGCAACAAUAACUUCUUUGUUCAUGCAU
Messenger RNA from Sitodiplosis mosellana (orange wheat blossom midge), 932 nucleotides. Its product is annotated as BTB/POZ domain-containing protein 6-A-like. Gene Ontology annotation, cellular component: P-body; cytosol. Lineage: Eukaryota; Metazoa; Arthropoda; Insecta; Diptera; Cecidomyiidae. The transcript has 2 exons. Gene Ontology annotation, molecular function: protein binding. The record is from RefSeq and is a predicted model, not a curated record. Bases 122 to 823 code for a protein of 233 amino acids. Gene Ontology annotation, biological process: neurogenesis.